Molecule: messenger RNA, 1660 nt
Organism: Penaeus indicus
Lineage: Eukaryota; Metazoa; Arthropoda; Malacostraca; Decapoda; Penaeidae
Product: phosphatidylserine synthase-like
Exons: 5
Coding region: 105-845 (246 amino acids)
Biological process (GO): phosphatidylserine biosynthetic process
Molecular function (GO): L-serine-phosphatidylethanolamine phosphatidyltransferase activity
Source: RefSeq, a predicted model, not a curated record
CUCAGGUUGCAUUCUCACACCUUCUUCCAAACUUCAUUGAGUGUUGGUGGGAUGCCAUCAUCCUGGAUAUCCUGUUGUGCAAUGGCCUCGGUAUCUGGGUAGGAAUGCAGUUCUGCCACCUAAUGGAGAUGCGAUACUACAACUGGGAGAGCAUCAAGGACAUUCAAACCACAACGGGCAAGUUGAAACGAGCGGUUUUACAGUUCACCCCAGAGUCAUGGACAGCUAUGAGAUGGCUUGACCCAGCCUGCACAUAUAUGCGUUUUCUUGCUGUUUCACAGCUGGUUGUCUUCUGGCAGCUGUCAGAGCUCAACACAUUCUUUCUGAAGCAUAUAUUUCAGAUGCCACCAAGCCAUCCUUUGGUCUUCAUGCGUAUUUUCCUGCUAGGAGCAAUGUCAGCCCCAACCAUAAGGCAAUACUAUAGCUAUGUGACAGAUCCUCGGUGCAAGCGAGUAGGCACACAGUGUUGGGUGUAUGGACUCUGUAUGUGUAUAGAGUCACUUAUCUGUAUCAAAUUUGGUGCUGACAUAUUCCAGCAUACACAAAUACGUAAUAUUAUUGUAUGGAUUUUAAUCCAAGCUGCUGGAUCCGUCAUGUGUGUAUACCUAUGUGUCACUCAUCAUAGGUGGCAGCGUAAGCGACAAAUUAGGGUGGAUGAUUCAUUGGAUGAUGACACAGAAACUGACUCGAAGGUGUCUUCCUAUAUACAGUCACUACCUAGAAAGCAAGUAACACUUAGUACUCCAGAGGAUGAAGACAGUGAUGAUGAAGCAGAAGGCCCAAUGAAGAUACAGCGCAGGAAAAAAAAUCCUCCUUUGAGGCGCACUAACAGAUUGGAACAAUGAUUUGCAAAUUUGCAAAAGCUGAAAUCAGACAUAUGUAUGGAGAACCUCGAGGAAUUGAAUUUUCAAAUAGAAACCCUGGAAAAGUCUUUUUUUUUUUAACACCUUUUUCAUGAAAAGCUUCUGUGUCACGAUACAAAAAGAAACGUUUCAUGUUAUACACUAGGUACCAUAGAUUUGAUUAGUUUGUUUUGUCACACACUUUCGUGGACCACGUUUGAGAUUUUCAGAUGUUAUAGCAUCUAGUAUAUAUGUACAUAUAAUGUUUUCAUAACUGUAAAUUGUAAAUUGGAGUAAUAAUUAGGCUGCCAUUGUAUUCACUGUUGCUUUAGGUGUACCAUCUAUUUCAAUAGUUUAGUGCUUGUAAACAAGUACUGAUGAGAGUUUAUUGCAGAUUAUUGCUUGAAAAUAAGAAUAAAGUUCAUGGCAAAUGAUUGAGAAAUCUACUUACAGCUGUUAUCCUUUUUCACCUUUUAUUGUAUGCCUCUUAACCCAUUGCCGCCGGGGAUGGCAUGUACGUACAUGCCAUGCCCACUGUGAGUCGACUUGUUUGAUUGUUUUUACACAUAGAUGGCUACACUUGUACUAAGUAUCCAGUGAGCCAAUUACAAGUACUGCUUCUCUCGCCCGUUCACCCUUUUCAUCAAUUUACAAAAAUAUUUAACGUUAUCCUAAUUUGCUGUUAAAAAUAACACCAUCUAGAUUUAUAGCACUAGUAAAAAUACAUUUUUUCCCAUCAAUUCAAGGAAAGGUGAAAUCAGGACUAGCAGAGCCAUCUAUGUACAGAUAUUUUACAAAAAUAUAAAAAAUGAGUACAG